Molecule: messenger RNA, 1204 nt
Organism: Aphanomyces invadans
Lineage: Eukaryota; Oomycota; Saprolegniomycetes; Saprolegniales; Verrucalvaceae
Exons: 2
Coding region: 291-992 (233 amino acids)
Biological process (GO): Ras protein signal transduction
Cellular component (GO): plasma membrane
Molecular function (GO): GDP binding; GTPase activity; GTP binding
Source: RefSeq, a predicted model, not a curated record
CUACGUUCGACGAGGGGCCAGAUGGGCGAGCUCCCCGUACAUCCCUGUGGUGCUCGUCCAACGUCACCCACGCAUGCGUGAACCCUUGUCAUGUUGCGCGGCGGCUGGCUCGCCGGCGAACCCGCUCCACGUCGUUGGUCACCCUCAGCAAUGCAUCUGGUGAAGCCGUUUCUUGAACUCGAGACCGUCGAAUUUUAUGCGAAAUUUGAAAACGGAAUACAAACACCAAGAUAAUACAAUGCAACGGAAAGUCCACCUGUCCACGAACAUACACUUGAAGUUUGUAUGCCAUGCAGAAACCUUGCACACCUGAUAUCAAGUGUUGGAGACUGACUUACUUCUGCCAGAAAAGAAACUUGAACUGGCUCGUCAUUCUCUCAAGAAACUCGCAAGUGAAGAUGGAGUCGCGGCAGUACCAGCUCGUUGUACUUGGAAGUGGUGGUGUCGGCAAGUCUGCGCUUGUCAUCCGUUUGGUCACAGAUAACUUCCUGGAAGACUAUGAUCCGACGAUCGAGGACAGCUACCGCAAGCAAGUCGUGAUUGACCAACGACAAGCGCUUUUGGACAUUUUGGACACGGCAGGACAAGAAGAAUACACGACGAUGCAAGACGAAUGGAUGCGUGAAGGAAAAGGCUUCCUCUUGGUGUACAGCGUGACGAGCCAAUCCACUUUUGACGAUAUCAAAAAGUUCAAAGACAAAAUCCUGCGGGCCAAGGAUAUGAACCGUGUCCCGAUGGUGUUGGUCGGGAACAAGUGUGACUUGGACCGCAACAGACAAGUGAGUUUGGCGGCAGGCAAGGCGUUGGCCGCCGAGUGGGGUUGCCCAUUCAUGGAAACAUCGGCCAAGGAGCGCAUUCGCAACGAAGAGUGCUUCUUUGAAGUGGUCCGCGAAAUCCGAAAACAGGACGCUGCCAAGCGGCCUGCGCCCAAGUCGAACGGAACGAAGAAGAAGGACGAAAAGAAAGGCGGCGGUUUUUGCUCGAUUCUCUAGACGCUUUUUACAGCAUUCACUUCAUGCUUCGUCGUUCAUGUAUGGCGCUCAAUAUUAGACAUCACGAUAACUUCAUCUUGAAUCGACUUAACGAGCUACACAGCGAUGCCGUAGAGGUACCGUAUCCGAUACUGCAUGAUGUCGCGGGGGCACUCGUCCAUGUACUGCGCCAACCACCCGAUCAGUUCCGACUCGGACGAGCCAAAAUCGUC